GGGCGGGGAUUCGGAUGUAUGCAUGACCCAUAUGCAAAUAGAGUUGGACGCCUCGUUAUGAGCCCAGACGACCAUUGGCUGAAAAAUCUUCUCAAUGCGCGCCAUGAAUUCAAAUAAGAGCGCGCUCAAGUCAGGAGCAGUCUUAUUGGACAACAGUCGGCAGCCUGUCGUCUGCUGACCUAUAAGUAACGUUGUGUCGCCGGCGACCACAUUCUGUUCUGAAAGGCCUAGGAAGAAGACCAAAUCAUGUCAGGAAGAGGAAAGACCGGGGGCAAAGCCAGAGCGAAAGCUAAGACCCGCUCUUCCCGUGCCGGCCUCCAGUUCCCCGUCGGCCGUGUGCAUAGACUUCUCCGCAAAGGCAACUACGCUCAUCGCGUCGGUGCCGGUGCUCCCGUCUAUCUGGCAGCUGUGCUCGAGUAUCUGACCGCUGAGAUCCUGGAGUUGGCUGGAAACGCUGCUCGCGACAACAAGAAGACCCGCAUCAUCCCCCGUCAUCUGCAGCUGGCCGUCCGCAACGACGAGGAGCUCAACAAACUUCUUGGUGGGGUGACCAUCGCCCAGGGCGGUGUGUUGCCCAACAUCCAGGCCGUCCUUCUGCCCAAGAAGACUGAGAAGCCUGCCAAGAAGUAACUUGGAAGCAACUUAUUGUAAACCCCAAAGGCUCUUUUAAGAGCCAACCACAUCUUCAUUAAGGUCUAAAUCUUGCUGAGUGGCUGCCCUCAACCAGGACUUCAAAGCGCUACAUUUGAAAUUCAUGUUCUUUAGCCCUAGGGUUACUUAAGCCACUGCUAGUGUUCAAUUAUAGGACUGUGGGGUCUAAUUUAAUAGGAUGUUGAAAUUAUCUAUUAGAAAAUAAUAUUAAGGACUACUAAAAGCUUUAGCGAUUUAGGAUUGUGUCGUUUUGUCAAAGUGAACAUUAUUGUUAAUCCGACCGUGCAACAAGUUACAUGGAGGAUCGAAACUCCGAAUGUGCAUUCAUAUAUUUACCACACAACAUAAACAUGUAACAAUAUUGCAAAAAGACGACAAAUAUAUACACAGUGCAUAUAUUAUACAGAAUAUAAUAUUCAGUGUUUUUACAU
Molecule: messenger RNA, 1082 nt
Organism: Gadus morhua (Atlantic cod)
Lineage: Eukaryota; Metazoa; Chordata; Actinopteri; Gadiformes; Gadidae
Product: histone H2A
Exons: 1
Coding region: 247-630 (127 amino acids)
Cellular component (GO): nucleosome
Molecular function (GO): DNA binding; protein heterodimerization activity; structural constituent of chromatin
Source: RefSeq, a predicted model, not a curated record